Impatiens glandulifera is the source of this 336-nucleotide messenger RNA. Its product is annotated as protein phosphatase 1 regulatory subunit 16A-like. The coding region runs from base 1 to 336 and encodes 111 amino acids. Gene Ontology annotation, molecular function: protein binding. The record is from RefSeq and is a predicted model, not a curated record. Lineage: Eukaryota; Viridiplantae; Streptophyta; Magnoliopsida; Ericales; Balsaminaceae. The transcript is spliced from 4 exons.
AUGGCUAUACCCGAUUUGAUUGAUUCCAAUAUAAGUGAUGUAGACGAUUUUAGUAGCAUCAACGAUGAUUUCAGUAGUAGCGACGAAAAAGAGGGAUUCGAUAAUUUAAUUGGAUGUAUAGACGAAGAUUCAAUAGAUGGUGAAACUGCUCUUCAUCAUGCAUGUAUUUGUUUCAGUGAGCCUCUACACAAAGCAGCUCUAUUUGGAAAUGCUAAAAUUGUAACUUUAUUGUUGGAAGUUGGUGCUUCUAGAUAUAAAACGAACCGUGAUGGAAAAAUUCCAUAUGAGUUAGCCAAACCUGAUUCAGAAAUUAAGAGAAUACUUGAGGGAAACUAA